UUUCCAUAUCCACUAGCAGCCCCCACUGGUCACUGUGGUAACACGGCUCCUGUAACUACACGGUUUCUGUUCAAUCAUUACACGUAUUCACGGGGAAACCCAGCGCGGCCAGAAUGCCUUUGGCCAAAGAUCUUCUCCACCCGUCAGUUGACCAUGAGAGAAGAAAACAUAAAAAGAAACGACUUGUUCAGAGUCCAAACUCGUACUUCAUGGAUGUGAAAUGCCCAGGCUGCUAUAAGAUCACCACUGUGUUCAGCCAUGCGCAGACAGUGGUACUGUGCGUGGGAUGUUCCACUGUGUUAUGUCAGCCGAAAGGAGGGAAGGCCAGAUUGACAGAAGGUUGCUCCUUCAGGAGGAAGCAACAUUGAAGGGAUUUCCAACAAUGCCUCCAAUGAAAUCAUUAAUACACCAUUUUUCAUUGAUUAUGAUUAAAUAAUGGCAAGUUAUAAAAUAUCUUAAGAUACAUAAAGUACAUGAUACCAACUAUAAAAGAUGUCUUACUUUCUAGUGAAAAUUUUGUAAUGUAAAAUAUACUUAAUAAAGAAAAUCGUCA
Messenger RNA from Thalassophryne amazonica, 553 nucleotides. RefSeq names its product ribosomal protein S27 like (gene rps27l). The transcript has 4 exons. The coding region runs from base 114 to 368 and encodes 84 amino acids. The record is from RefSeq and is a predicted model, not a curated record. NCBI's taxonomy places the organism in Eukaryota, Metazoa, Chordata, Actinopteri, Batrachoidiformes, Batrachoididae. Gene Ontology annotation, cellular component: cytosolic small ribosomal subunit; ribosome. Gene Ontology annotation, biological process: translation; ribosomal small subunit assembly. Gene Ontology annotation, molecular function: RNA binding; structural constituent of ribosome.